GCGAAAUGGCAUUUUCAACGCAAAAAGAAUUUUUCCAUGUCCCCUUUAUGAACGAGACGGUCGACUAUGAGUGCCGCAAGGCUUGUGUCAAGUUGAAGACCUAUCAGUCGACCAUCGAUCAUCGCUCAUGGGCCAUGGACGAGUCGUUGCAAUCGAGAUUCCUUUCAGAUUUGAUCAACUGUCAAUCGCCGGUUGGAGGCUUUGGAGAUGGAGAUGUCGAAGAUGACUAUGAUAAUGCCUACGAUAGAGAUGGAACGGGUGUAGCUGGACGAGUUCAAGGUCGGGGACUAGACGCUGGGCGUGGUGGUCGGCCUAAACAAGGCACCGAAAGCGGUUAUGUUGGUCAACCGGGUAUGAGCGGUGAUGAGGGAGCUGGUCCUAGUGGUCGCGGACGAAUGGGCGGCACUGGAGGAGGGGGUCCAGGAAAAGGUGGUUCCGGAGGUGGAGGACCAAGCGGUGGACCAGGAAGUCUCAUUAGCGCUGAUAGCGUACUUGCUUGCGCCAACGAACAAAUGGGAAGAAUGCAGGAAUUGUUGCUACACAAAAAGAAUCUCGAAAAACAAUUGGAGGUAUCGAACGAGCGUUUAAAAGUAUCUAAUAUGGAGAAUGAUAAGAUCAAAGCCAUUAUGAAUAAAAAAUUCGAUGGCAAUAAUUCGAAAGAUUUCUACAACAAAAUACAGAAACUCACCUCUAGUGGUAAAAUCAGUAAGGGUGAAGAAAAUGAACUCUUACAGAUUUACAAUAAAUUCGAAGAUAUGAGCAAAGCCUAUGAAAUAUUACAAGCCGAAAAUGCAUAUCUAAAGCGACUGAUGGAGAAACUGUCGUUGCGCGCAUCCUUCGAAACACUCAAAGUUGAACCGGAAAAAAGCGCCGAUAUUGGAUUCCUACAGAACGAGGUGAACAAGUUGCGUAAGGAAGUAUCCAUACUACGUAAAUUUGAAGAUGACAAACUGAGGGGCACCAUGGAUAAUCGGAAUAAAAUGUCCGAUCAGGAUGCUGAGACACUCAAGGCGAUUAUUAAAGAGCGCAAUUCUCUUCGUGAGAAAUGCAAAACUUUCAAAGAUCUUGAGGCUAAGGUGUACGAACUGCAGAAGAUAGCAAAGGAGGCCGACAAAAUGUCUGACAGUCUAUCAAGCGAUUUGGAUAGUCAAUCCAAACAUAUAAAUAAAAUGGAGCAUGAGAUGAAACAGAUGCAAGACUACUACGAAGAUCAAAUUGCCAAACAUAAGUUUAAUGAGGACAUACUGAGGUGUCAACUCGACGAAAUGAAGGAAGAUCUCAUUCGUGCCCGUUGCAGCGCACAAAAAGCCGAAUGCCUGCAAAUGGAGAUCGGCAGUUUGCGUAACGAGCUAAUGCGUCGUGAGCUGGCUCUGAACGAUUACAACUGUCAGUACAACCAAUUAAUGAGUGUCAUUGAAGAGCUCCAGAAUAACGCCAUACAAAACCUGCACGACACCCAAACUCAAACCUGCUCCGAUUAUAUGGACGAUCUGACGUUCUUUGCGCGCGCUACAUUGAAUGAAAUCAAAAAGGAGAUAAAGAAACGUGGCGGCGAUGGCGACAAAAUCGGUGGUCCAGCCAUUACCGAUGGUCUCAGUGCGGAUGAGUGUUGUGCGGAAUUACAGCGAAUGCACGAGAUGGUCAAACACUUAACAAAACAAAAUGAAUAUUUGGAGGAGAAAUGUAGGAAAGCCCAGGAUGAUAUAUCUUAUUUGAAGAAAGAUAAGGAUGCCCUGAAUGUGCAUGCUAUGGACAGACUUAAUGAGUUUUCUAAUCGUGUGGAUAAAAUGGGCACGGAUGUGGGUAAAACUGCGUUGGAUACCGCUUAUAUGGAUAAGGACUUGAAGGAAUCUAUGAAAUUGGUGAAGGAGAUAAGCGACAUACAGUUGAAGAAUGUGCAAUUGACGAAUGCAGUAAAUGCGCUUAAUACACGCGACGAUCAAAGCAUUAUAGAUGAUUUACGACGGCAAUUACUCGAGGAACAAGCCAAGAAUCAGAAAUGUCAGGAAGAAAAUAAAAAACUGCGAGAACUGCUUGAAAAACGUGGCAUUGAUCCAAAUCUUGCUACUAAAGACAUCAUGAAAGAUGCGACGGAUGUACAGAGAGGUGUCCCAGCUGCGGGAAAAACUCCUACCCCUGAAGCUACUCAACCUGUACCAACCUCAGCGGUUGGCGAGCCAGCUGCUGCUAAAAUGGGUGGACCUAUUGCUGGUGCACCUGCUGCUGGUGGUCCCGCUGCUGGUGGACCUGCUCCUGUUGGUGGACCUACUGUUGCUGGUCCUGCUUCCGGUGGACCUGCUGCUGGUGGUCCCGCUGCUGGUGGUCCUGCUGCUGGUGGACCUGCUGCUGGUGGUCCUGCUGCUGGUGGACCUGCUGCUGGUGGACCUGCUGCUGGUGGUCCUGCUGCUGCUGCUGGCGGUCCUGCUGCUGGCGGUGGUCCUGCUGCUGGCGGUCCUGCUGCUGCUGGUGGUCCCGCUGCUGGUGGACCUGCUGCUGCUGGUGGUCCCGCCGCUUCUGCUCCUGCUGCAGGUGGUCCUGCUGCUGGUGGACCUGCUGCUCGUGGUCCCGCUGCUGGUGGUCCUCCUGCUGCUGGUGGUCCUGCUGCUGCUGCUGGCGGUCCUGCUGCUGGCGGUGGUCCUGCUGCUGGCGGUCCUGCUGCUGCUGGUGGUCCCGCUGCUGGUGGACCUGCUGCUGCUGGUGGUCCCGCUGCUACUGCUCCUGCUGCAGGUGGUCCCGCUGCUGGUGGACCUGCUGGUGCACCUGCUGCUGGUGGACCUACUGCUGCUGGUCCUGCUGCUGCUGGUCCUGCUGCUGCUGGUGGUCCCGCUGCUACUGCUCCUGCUGCCGGUGGUCCUGCCGCUGGUGGUCCUGCUGCUGGUGGACCUGCUGCCGGUGGUCCUGCCGCUGGUGGACCUACUGUUGCUGGUCCUGCUUCCGGUGGACCUGCUGCUGGUGGUCCCGCUGCUGGUGCACCUGCUGCUGGUGGACCUACUGCUGCUGGUCCUGCUGCUGCUGGUGGUCCCGCUGCUACUGCUCCUGCUGCUGGUGGUCCCGCUGCUGGUGCACCUGCUGCUGGUGGACCUACUGCUGCUGGUGGACCUACUGCUGCUGGUCCUGCUGCUGCUGGUGGUCCCGCUGCUACUGCUCCUGCUGCUGGUGGACCUGCUGCCGGCGGUGCUGCCGCUGGUGGUCCUGCUGCUGGUGGGCCUGCUGCCGGUGGUCCUGCCGCUGGUGGUCCUGCUGCUGCUGGUGGUCCCGCUGCUGGUGGUCCUGCUGCUCGGGGUCCUGCUGCUGGUGGUCCUGCUGCUGGUGGUCCUGCCGCUGGUGGUCCUGCUGCUGGUGGUCCUGCUGCUGGUGGUCCCGCUGCUACUGCUCCUGCAGCAGGUGGUCCUGCUGCUGGUGGUCCUGCUGCUGCUACUGCUCCUGCUACAGGUGGUCCCGCUGCUGGUGGUCCUGCUGCUGGUGGACCUGCUGCUGCUGGUGGACCUACCGCUGGUGGUCCUGCUGCUGGUGGACCUGCUACUGGUGGUGGUCCUGCUGCUACUGCUGGUCCUGCUGCUGCUGCUGGUCCUGCUGCUGGUGGACCUGCUGCUGGUGGUGGUCCUGUUGCUACUGCUGGUCCUGCUGCUGCUGCUGGUCCUGCUGCUGGUGGUGGUCCUGCUGCUACUGCUGGUCCUGCUGCUGCUGCUGGUCCUGCUGCUGCUGCUGGUCCCGCUGCUACUGCUCCUGCUGCUGGUGGUCCCGCUGCUGGUGGACCUGCUGCUCGUGGUCCCGCUCCUGGUGGUCCUGCUGCUCGUGGUCCCGCUGCUGGUGGACCUGCUGCUCGCGGUCCUGUUGCAGGCGCUCCUGGUGCAGGUGGUCCCGGUCGUGCUACGGGUGACGUUGGCAGACCUGAUGUUGGUCAAGUAGGUGGGCCUGGAGGUGCUGGACUAGUAGGCGGCCCUGGAGAACCGGAUCGCGGAGGACCAGGCACAGGAGCCAUUGGCGGUGCAGGUCCUGUUGGCGAUGGCUCUGCAGUUGGUGACGGAGAAAGUGGUGGUGGAAUUGGCAUUAAACCUGGAAAAGGAGAAGGUGUAGAUGGCGGGGUUCCUGGUAGAGGUCCUACUGGCCGAGGUGCACCGACUUCUGGUGGUGGCAAAGGCCGAAGAGGAAAAGGUGCAGCUGCAGCAGCAGAUUCAGAUGCAUUCCAACAAUUUAUCGACACCAAUGCCAACACAAUGAUAUCGAAUAUUAGAGCGGGAAGUGCACUGGAAAAGGAAUUACGUGCGAUUCUGAAUUCCUUCAUGAUGGAAUGCGGUUUCUGCUUUUGCAAAAGUCUAGUACCAAAAAGUAAAUUCUACGCACUUUGCCACAAGCUUCUGCACAACGGCAUUCAGUGCAUGUCCUUCCGCGAGUUGGCGUAUAUGCAUAGAAAAAUAUUUAUGGCCGCCGACAAGUUGCAUCCAGGUUGUCUAUUAAAUAUGAUACUAACUGAGCUGGGCUUCAAGGACGGUGAAGGUCUCAAGUGUUGUCAUUGUAAAAACGCUCUCUGCUGCAGCAACUCGGAGGAAAUGCUUAAAGAAAAAGUGAGCAAAUUGGAACGUGAUAUUGAAAUGGCAAAGGAGUAUUUGGACAGUUUGAAAGCGCAACCAAAAACACCCAAGAAUCAAUACACCUCAACCGGAAAGACAUAUCGACACAUGGACGAUAGCUAUUCUGAAUCCGUAGAGGAGCUUUUAACAUGUCGAGAAACAAGACCUACUUUGUCCAGAACUCACAGCAAACAAAUGAAAACUCUUAAGGCGCGCAUAAUGAAGUGCUCCGAAAUGCUGCGAUGAUUGUUUUACGUAACGACGUUAUGAUAAAUCAACGCGUUGUGUACGUGGGCAUGUUUUGGGAAAUCCCAAACAAACUUUGCUGCAUUGAUAUCUAUUUUUAGUUUAUUUUUAUAUUUAUCGCACCGAUAACGGUUUCAAUUAGUUUUUUUUCGCAUUUUGUGGCAUGUUGGCACAACUCAUACUUGUACCACAAUCGAUGUUACAUCUGAACAUGAAAAUAUUUGUUCGAAAUGGACCAAGUUUCGUUUAAAGAAUUUUAUUUUUCCACCAAAUCCUUACCAAUUCCUUGGAGAAUGAAUAGAAAUUUUUUAAACAAAGUUUGCCUAUAAUGAACUUUAUCAAUGAAUGAUUGCCACAUCCACACAUAUGUGUAUAUAGUUUAGAAUAUUUCCGAAUAAAUAAUUUAAAAAAAAUUAAA
Messenger RNA from Zeugodacus cucurbitae (melon fly), 5235 nucleotides. Its product is annotated as keratin, type I cytoskeletal 9. The coding region runs from base 6 to 4817 and encodes 1603 amino acids. The transcript is spliced from 7 exons. The record is from RefSeq and is a predicted model, not a curated record. NCBI's taxonomy places the organism in Eukaryota, Metazoa, Arthropoda, Insecta, Diptera, Tephritidae.